ACGAGAGGGGGGAUAGUCCGGUGGAGAGAGCGGGGCCGGUCAGAAGCGAACCCUGCUGGCUGUGGCUUGAUUGGAGGGCUCCUCACUCUGGUGUGGCAUUUUUCAUCCUACCGCUCGUGUGCUAGCAUCCUGCAUCGCCUGGCCGCUCCCCGCGACACUGGCCCCAAUCCAGGUAUUCGCUGUGGACAGGACAGGCAGAGCGCGAAGGGCAUGAAUGUGUGCUAGAGGCAGAUAAGUCCGCUCAGAAGACGAAGGGAAAACAGCUGGAGUUGUGGAGAGGUGAAGGGAAGUGGGUGAGAGAGCAGAAAAACGACUCAUCUAAAUCAAUAGACGUAUAGUGUACCAGCAUGGCAGCCAUGGAAGCACUGGAAUCCUCAAGUGCUCAUCUGGAGCCUCAGACCUUCACUGAGAUCUCAGACGAUGAGGUCAACCUCCCGCCCUCAGACGACGAAGACGAUGCCCUCGCUCUGGCCAAGAAGGAGCUGUCUCCCGCGGGCGCCGAGGGCGACGCCGCCGAGGAGAACAACGAGGCGGAGAAGCUGGACCCGCAGGCCAACGGCGUCCUGGUGCUCUCCAUGCUCGACAAGAUCAUCGGGGCCGUGGACCAGAUCCAGCAGACCCAGAGCGGGCUGGAGGCCCGGCAGCAGGAGAUGGAGCGCUCGGUGGCCGGCAUCCAGGGGGAGCUGACCAAGCUGGCCAAGAGCCACAGCACCACGUCCAACAGUGUCAGCAAGAUGAUGGAGAAGGUGCGCAAGGUGAGCAUCAACGUCAAGACGGUGAGGGCCACCCUGGAGAAGCAAGGGGGCCAGAUCAAGAAGCUGGAGAGCAACGAGGCCGAGCUGCUCAAGAGACGCAACUUCAAAGUCAUGAUCUACCAGGAUGAAACGAAACUUCCCUCGAAACUCAGUAUCUCUAAAUCUAUGAAGGUUUCGGAGUCCGUGUCGGGCAGCAGAGGAGGCAGCCUGCUAGAGCUGAAGGAGGCCGUGGAGGAGGGUGGGGAGGACGGGGAAGGCGAGGCGGCCGACAAACCCCACGUAGACCUCUCGUCCGACGAGGAGGGAGUGGAGGUGGAGGAGGCGGUGGAGGAGUCCCGCGCCGAGCGCAUCAAGCGCAGCAGCCUGCAGCGGGUGCAGACCCUGAAGACCGUCUUCUCGAGGGAGAAGAUGGACAAAACCCGGGCGAGGACCAAGGAGAACCUGGAGAAGACCAGACAAAAGACCAAGGAGAACCUGGAGAAGACGAAGCAAAAGACCAAGGAGAACCUGGAGAAGACCAGGCAGAGAACCAAAGAGAACAUAGAGAAGACCAAGCAGAAGACUAAGGAGAACCUGGAGAAGACUCGUCACAACAUAGAGAAGAAGAUGGGGAAGCUGGGGACGCGCAUGAGCGUCAACCCUGAGCGCAAGCAGAAGAUGCAGACGUCCCGUGACAAGAUGAAGAAGGCCUUCACGCCCGACCACGUGGUUUAUGCCCGGUCCAAGACGGCCGUCUACAAGGUGCCGCCCUUCACCUUCCACGUCAAGAAGGUCCGCGAGGGGGCCGUGGAGGUGGUCCAGGGCACCGAGAUGGUGGAGGUGACCCAGGAUGCAGAGCCCUUCGGCGUGGUGGACCACGCGCUGGAGGACGGAGCGGAGGAGGUGGAGAUGGAGAUGAUGAACGGAGGAGGAGAGGAAGAGGAGGGGGAGGAGGACGAAGACGAGGACGGUCACAAUGUCCUAGAGGACAAUGAAGACAGGGAUAGAGACAGCGAUUAGAUCAGGAGCGCGGAUCGGAACAAAACCAUCGGUAACAAAAAUGUUAAAGAACAAUUCCAGCUUUUUUUCUAUUAGUUAUCAUAACAUUUUACUCACAAAAGUCACUGUUGAGAUCUGGGGAUUGUUGCAAGUUUGAUUGGUUAGUGAGACAAACCAAAAUGUUAAUAAUAUUAACCCUAAACCCAGCUAUGGUAAGUGUUUCACAUCACAUCUGAGCCAGUAGGUGAUGAUUUAUCUGGAUUCGACCCUGUCUGAGUGCGUGACAUCAGCUUUGUAUGGUGGAAAUAUGCUGGUGUUGUGUUUACAGGUUUUGUGUUACCCUUAAGUGUCAAAGUGAGAGGAGGUGGGAGGAUGCGGUCGGUUGUCACAUCCCCAGAACUCUGCAGUUACCUUAAUCAAUACAAUGUUAGCAAUAGAAAAAAAGAGCAUUGGAAUAAACACAGUUAUGUUUACCAUCUUUGGUUUUAUUGGCUGUGUUUAAAUCAAAUUUAAGACCUUGGUGAUUUUUGUAGGUCAAACACUACACUAACAUCUCAUGUAGUGAAACGAGAAUAUUGAACCUUUGAAAGUGGGUUUGUGUUUGCUAAAGAAAGGAAAUGGUUUCUAGAUAGAGUAAAAUAUGGACGGACUGAUCUCAUGUUGCAGAUUACCAAUGAUCAAAUCAUAGUUAUAGACACACGAGUAUGUAUCAAUGCUUCAGUCCUUGUGCUUCAAUAGUGUUACACAUCAAAUCUACAUUUAUUCUUUUUUAUGCCUUUUAAAACCCAAUAUUUCAGGAGAGAUCUGUUGAAGUAGUUUUAUAUGUGAUCACACUUUACACUAAGCUUUUUUUCUUUAAUGACAGACAGUGGAAUCAAGCUGUAUCGUGCACGAACACGCUUAUGUAACCUGUUACUGGCACGGCUCGUUUGCAGGCUCUUUGUGUAUGCAUUUCAUAGUAAUCACUGAGUUAAGGACCAACGCAUUCGGUAGCUGUCACACACCUGAUGCUGCUGUCCGUUCAGAGGGCGGAGGGGACGUGUCCUUGCUGCAGCCUGACACUGACCUCUAGUGUCAGUUGGCUCAUUAUAGUUUUCUCUGCUGACGAUUAAAGCUUCUACCUGAAUUUAGACAUUCCCAUGUACAUUUCCUUUGCUGUCCACGUGUAACUGUGUAUGAGGAAAAUGUAGAAUAUGUUUUGUAUCUUCACCUCCGUGCCUUUCAAGAAUGAGAUCGUUAUUAAAGUUCUGCUCUGACUGCAAUUCUUUUAGCAUCAUCAAAAUAAAUUUCCAUCCAUGCACAUGCGUUUUUCUGAACUAACCUGGAACCCGUUGUGCGUCUUUUGUACAGCUUUUCUUAACAGGUGAUGCGCCUGUGAACUAGGAGUUUAUACAGUAACAUACUGUACGUUUAUACAGUUGUGACAAAGGCUUUGAAAGUUUUCCACAUUGCCACAGGUUUAUACUGUCAAAGUUUAGUUUCUAGGACAAAUGUGUGUCCAUUUGUUGUAUAUAAUGUGAAUCACUGCCAAUGCAGCCCACAGUGCAUUCAGAUUUUAUUUACAAGAAAGCCUUUUCUGCCUGCGCUUCUUAUGCAUUUAUAGUUUCUAGACCUGACUAAUUUUCUGUCUGCCUAUGUUUUAAACGCUACAAAUACUACUGUCACACUUACAUGUAAGAAAGGAUCAAAUGUGUUUGGUGGCUUAAGACGUAAGUCGUUUAAAGUAGAUUAACAAAGACAUGUGUGCCAAAACCUGUAACAACAUGCAGCUGUACUGAGGCCUAUGUUGGUGGAACGCAAAAUGUAGUGUCCUUGAUUUUGUUUUGUUCUCAUCUGACUCCAAUAUAAUGUUUAAUGCUUUAACCACUAAUGAUUGAAUAAACAAAAUAAUUUGG
Molecule: messenger RNA, 3628 nt
Organism: Betta splendens (Siamese fighting fish)
Lineage: Eukaryota; Metazoa; Chordata; Actinopteri; Anabantiformes; Osphronemidae
Gene: cavin1b
Product: caveolae associated protein 1b
Exons: 2
Coding region: 348-1754 (468 amino acids)
Biological process (GO): termination of RNA polymerase I transcription; transcription initiation at RNA polymerase I promoter
Cellular component (GO): cytoplasm; caveola
Molecular function (GO): rRNA primary transcript binding
Source: RefSeq, a predicted model, not a curated record